AUGCCUUUGCUGCAUCCCAUGUUGCUUUCAACGAGCCCGGACACGGACACACCCCCCCUGCCCAGACUUGCGGCCAGAACGUCAAAGGCCGAAUGUGUGUGUGUGUGUGUGUGUGUGUGUGUGUGUGUUUCUUUCUCUGAUUCGUCUGCAACCAGCGUCCUUCUCAAGCUGCCAUACUAUCAGCAAACAUCAAACAUGGCGCCCUCGAUCGAGGACAUACCCUUGCCGUUUCACAUUCACUUUCUCGGUGGCGGGCUGGGCGCCCUCGUGGGGACCACGAUUACCAACCCGCUAGAUGUGGUCAAGACACGGAUGCAGUCCCGCCAGCAUCGGCUGCUCCUGCAACAAGAGCUGGCAGCCAUGCGUGGGCAGGGGGCAGCGACCGGCUGGCAGCAAUACAGCGCCACAUACAAUGCGCUUCGCAUGACGCUGCAUCGGGAGGGCAUCGUACCAUCACGCGCCUGCUACUUUAGCGUGUACAACGCCACCAAGCCCGUGAUUGCUGGCCCCAACGGAAACCCUGAUUCGCAUGGGGUGCGCAUGCUUAGCGGUCUGGCUGCAGGCGUGGUGGCGGCCUCGGCCACCAAUCCCAUCUGGGUGAUUAAAACCCGCCUGCAGCUCAUGCAAAACGAGGUCAACAAGCCCGUCACGGUCCAAAGCGUGCUGCGCAUCACCAUGAAAGAACAAGGAUGGCGCGGUCUCUUCACCGGUCUCACAGCCUCCUAUGCCGGCGUGGUGGAAUCGGCUCUGCAGUUUACGCUCUAUGAGCACUUUAAGACUAGCUUCGGCGCCGACGAUGUGUCUGCGAGCUACAAGGAUGGGCGGCUAAUUCUGAGCAGCAUAUCCGCCAAGACGAUCGCUUGUGUGUUGACAUAUCCUCACGAGGUGGCUCGGACACGGCUCCGGGAGUUGCCUACGCCAGGCCAACUCGCCUACCGUGGCUUUUUCGACGCACUCGUCCGCACCUGUCGCGAGGAGGGCUGGCGUGCCUUGUAUGCCGGCAUGUCCACGCAUCUCAUGCGCUCCGUUCCCAAUGCCGUGCUGGUCUUCUAUACCUACGAGACGGUGGCGCGGCUCUAUCGAGAGCAAAUUUUAGCUGAUCGCCGUCCAGCCCCGCCCGCUCAUUGA
This is a messenger RNA of Monosiga brevicollis MX1, 1128 nucleotides long. RefSeq lists its product as uncharacterized. The coding region runs from base 1 to 1128 and encodes 375 amino acids. NCBI's taxonomy places the organism in Eukaryota, Choanoflagellata, Craspedida, Salpingoecidae. Gene Ontology annotation, cellular component: mitochondrion. Gene Ontology annotation, biological process: pyrimidine nucleotide import into mitochondrion. Gene Ontology annotation, molecular function: pyrimidine nucleotide transmembrane transporter activity. The transcript is spliced from 7 exons. The record is from RefSeq and is a predicted model, not a curated record.